Messenger RNA from Xiphias gladius (swordfish), 3162 nucleotides. RefSeq names its product chordin (gene chrd). The record is from RefSeq and is a predicted model, not a curated record. Gene Ontology annotation, biological process: multicellular organism development. Bases 283 to 3132 code for a protein of 949 amino acids. The transcript has 21 exons. Gene Ontology annotation, molecular function: protein binding. NCBI's taxonomy places the organism in Eukaryota, Metazoa, Chordata, Actinopteri, Istiophoriformes, Xiphiidae.
GGCUCUGAGGAGGCUGCUGGUACUGAGGAAAGACGUACGGUGCAGUUGGCGACCUCCUGUCUUCGGAAAACCUCUGCCUGACUGAAACUCGGGUGACUUAAAGCAGGGGACCUUCAAACACAUGACAACGGACACUUGGAUUUAAGGAAGAAACUUACUUUUUUUUUUGUUUUUGUUUUUUUUGUUAGUGUGUAUAAGUCGAGAGCAGCUUCUUGCAGUACUCGCAAUCGGCGGUUUGAGGGAAAUAUUUUGUGGAGAAGCGGAAAGAGAGGGGGGUUUGGGAUGCUGGUUCCCCGCGCGCUCCGCUCCUUGCUGUGCGUCCUGGGCUGCGCGUGGCUGCACACCGGAGCGGCCUCGCGGCUCAAGUCUCCCGCUCUGCCUAUCCAGUCAGAGAGAGAACCGCUGCCCUUCAAAGGCUUGUCAGGAUGCUCAUUUGGAGGUCGAUUCUAUUCUCUCGAAGACACAUGGCACCCAGAUCUAGGGGAGCCCUUCGGUGUCAUGCACUGUGUCCAAUGCCACUGCGAAACGCAAAAGAAUCGUCGCGGCAAGGUGUUUGGGAAGGUUAACUGUAAGAACAUCAAACAGGACUGUCCAGACCCCAACUGUGAUGAUCCUAUCCUUCUGCCAGGGCACUGCUGUAAAACCUGCCCUAAAGCUGAUGAUGACAAGAAGCAGACAGACUCCCUACUGGAGAACUUUGAGUAUUUCCAUGAGAAGAGCAAAGGGAAGGAGGAUGACCUCCACAAAUCUUACAAUGACAGAUCUUACCUGAGCUCUGAGGACAUGGGCCCUGGGGAAAGCCGCACUGACUUUGUAGCAGUGUUGACAGGGGGGACAGAAUUAUGGAGCUCCAGUGGUGUUGCCAGAGCUCGGCUCUCUCUUUCCAGAACCAGCCUGGCCUUCUCCAUCACGUACCUGAGAAUGGGCCGUCCCAGUAAAAUAGUCUUCCUGGAUUCAGAAGGGACCACUGCUUUUGAGUACAGGGUCCCCAAGGGACAGACAGACAUGAUCUGUGGAGUAUGGAAGAACCUGGCUAAGCCUCUAAUGCGACAGCUGCAGUCUGAACAGAUGCGCAUCCGCAUUAUCACAUCAACGAGCAGACGAGAAGAAGUGGAGGGAAAGAUCAUCAAACACAGAGCUCUUUUUGCUGAGACAUUUAGUUCAACGCUGACAUCUGAGGAAGAGAAUUCAGGCAUGGGAGGCAUUGCCAUGUUGACACUAAGUGAUACAGAGAACAACCUUCACUUCAUCCUCAUUCUGCAAGGCCUCAUCAAGCACACAGGUAAAGAGCCCCUUUUAGUGCCCAUUCGAGUCCAGCUUGUGUACCGCCAACACAUCCUGAGAGAGAUCCGGGCCAACGUCACCUCUCACGAUCCAGAUUUUGCAGAAGUGCUGACAGACCUGAACAGCCGCGAACUGUUCUGGUUAUCUCGGGGUCAGUUGGAGAUUGCCGUGGCGACUGAGGCUCAGGAUCCCCAACAAAUCUCCGGCUUCAUCACCGGCAGGAGAUCUUGUGACACUAUUCAGAGUGUGAUGUCCAGUGGUGAUGCAUUGACCCCGGGAAAGACAGGAGGUGUGGGAUCCGCUAUCUUCAGCCUCCAUGAUAACGGCACACUGGACUACCAGGUUCAGGUCGAAGGUCUCACCAGCGACGUGGUUGGCCUCACUGUUGAGCUGAAGCCAAGGCGGCGUAACAAGCGCUCAGUGCUGUACGACUUGACGCCGGAGUACAACAAGGCCACGGGCCAGGCGGUGGGCAGCUGGAGUCGUCUGGAGGCCCGACACAUCCACAUGCUGCUGCAGAACGAGCUGUUCAUCAAUGUGGCCACGGCACACAGCCAGGAGGGGGAGCUGAGGGGGCAGAUAAAGGCCCUGCUCUACAGCGGUCUGGAGGCACCCAGACAUGAGUUGCCCACCCCUCUGGCUGGCCACUUUGUGUCUCCACCAGUAAGGACCGGUGCUUCUGGCCAUGCCUGGGUGUCAGUGGACAAACAGUGUCACCUGCAUUACGAGAUUGUUGUCGCGGGCCUCAGCAAGACUGACGACCUUACUGUGAAUGCCCACCUCCACGGACUGGCUGAGAUUGGCGAGAUAGACGACAGCAGCACCACAAACAAGAGGCUGCUGACCGGCUUCUAUGGAUCACAGGCUCAGGGAGUAUUAAAGGACAUCAGUGUCGAAUUACUGCGACACCUGGACCAUGGAACAGCGUUCAUCCAAGUCAGCACCAAGCUCAACCCACGAGGGGAAAUACGAGGACGGGUCCAUGUGCCAAACAACUGUGAGUUUGGGACCAGAGGGGAGGUGGACGAGGCUGAAUUCGAUGACCUUUUUGUGAAAGACCCAGAGGAGCUGAAGAAAGACCCUCAUACCUGUUUCUUUGAGAAUCAACACCACGCUCAUGGCUCCCGCUGGACGCCCAGCUACGACAAUUGUUUCUCUUGCAGCUGCCAGAAGCGAACAGUGAUCUGUGAUCCAGUCAUCUGUCCGGUGCUGACCUGCUCCAGAACCAUUCAACCUGAGGACAAGUGCUGCCCUAUCUGUGACGAGAGGAAGGAGCCCAAGGACAUGAAAGCUCCAGAGAGAGUGGAUGAGCAUCCUGAAGGUUGUUACUUUGAAGGAGACCAGAAGAUGCAUGCCCCAGGAACCACAUGGCAUCCCUUUGUACCUCCCUUUGGCUACAUUAAAUGUGCUGUCUGCACUUGCAAGGGAUCUACAGGGGAGGUACACUGUGAGAAGGUGACAUGUCCAGUGUUGACCUGCAGUCAUCCUGUGAGACGUAAUCCCUCUGACUGCUGUAAAGAGUGUCCAGAGGAGGACAGGACCCCCACAGGCCUGGAGCACAGCGACAUGAUGCAAGCAGACGGCCCGAGGCACUGCAAAUUUGGCAAGAACUAUUACCAAAACAGUGACAACUGGCAUCCCUGGGUACCACUGGUGGGGGAGAUGAAGUGCAUAAACUGCUGGUGUGAUCAUGGUGUGACUAAGUGUCAGCGGAAGCAAUGUCCAGUACUGACCUGCUCCAACAUCACCCGCAGAGAGGGCUCGUGCUGUCCUGAAUGUGUCGAUUCCAAAGAGGAAGACGACCUGAUGAUGAAAGUUCCAGACAAAAGACGAACCUGGAGACAUUGAUCUUUGGGGAGACAUGAAAACAAAAAAAAA